Geodia barretti is the source of this 1742-nucleotide messenger RNA. NCBI's taxonomy places the organism in Eukaryota, Metazoa, Porifera, Demospongiae, Tetractinellida, Geodiidae. The record is from the annotation of a GenBank genome assembly.
UACUUGUAAUUGCCUUUAUAGAGGAUUUUAGAAGAGUUACGGACACAGCUUGCCUUUAUCACCACUACCAAUUACUUCUACCCAUGAUCCUAUUUCUGAAUUAUUGAAUGAGGAUGUGGUUGAGAAGCUGAUUAGGGUUCAGGGUUCGAGACCACAUCCGAGUUCAAUAAUUUCCGUAGUAUACAAGCGUAACCGGUUCUUUAACUGGUUUGUAGUACAACUGGGCGGCUCAAGUCUCACAUAUCUAUUGGUCGUGCACGAACACUGGUAGAUAAGCAAGGACGACCGACCAUGGGGACCAUUCUGCACCCGGAAAUUGUUAAGUGUGCACAGCGCCGUGUUUUCCCCACGCCUUGCUGUGGAGGUAGUUGAGUCUGGUGCAUCUAGAGAGCUGUAAAUAUAUCCCUGCUACUUUUCGAGCACUUACCUUGCUGUUCUGGCGUAACCGUUCUGUGUUUUCCAACCGCAGGAAAAUGUAGUACGAUCGUACCAAUAAGGCAUAUAUGGUGCUGUCGGCGCCUUUGAUACCCCCCACGCAUGGUGCUAAAAUGGUUGUGAGAUGGAACGUGUCACUUAAAAAAACGAAAAUGGUGUUUCUGUCCCUGGCACAAGUGCUAGUUGGUCUGUAACUAGACCUUGUCCAAUGCACGGUCAUAAAUGGUACCCAACGUGUUUAUCUCCCCAGUGAAAAGCAUGUUUGCAAUAGUAUGUCUCAACAACUUGGUAGCAAGGUGCAGAGGCAAGGCAAGGCAAACAAGUCGACUUACACCCAGAACAGCUCUUUCUUUUCAAAGAAAAGAAGAGCUGCCCUGGGUGGGAUUCAAACCCACGACACUCUGCAGUCAAGGCGAGCUCUCUACCAACUGGGCAACUCAACUGUUCGGGGUUGGAAUCUACAGCACAAAGGAUCCUACAUGCUAGAUAGACCACCAUCACCAGAAAGACCACCACUUGGACAGAAGAGAACACGUCAUACAGCACUUCUCCAAGAUGAUAUUCUAACUGGAGACUUUGAAGACUACAGUCCAACUCCCUCCCUCCGAACGUCCCCAAUACCAUCUAACAGACCUCUAAAGUUCUCGAAGCGGGAGAAAGUGACCACAGCCUUUGCUGAUGAGGUGGAUUUUCUUGAUUUUGAUGAUCACUUAACUCCCCCAUCUGAACUUUACACUGGGUCAGGUGGAAAGCCUCUCCUGCCAUUUCACCUGGAAACCAAGGCUCACAGAAAGAAGAAUGCUUUACAGCAGUCGUUACUGGUUUCAGACUCUGGCCAAGAGAGUGCAGAGUGGUUGGAAUAUGUGGACCCUAAUGAACCAAGAUAUUGCUUGUGUAAUCAGGCAUGUAGCAAGAAGAGAACUGUGCCACAGUGUACUUUCACAGUAACCUCUAAGCCACACCCCCCAGACAAAAGUCUCUUAUGGAGAAAUGGUUGGCUGUGAUAAUGCAGAGUGUCCGAUUGAGUGGUUCCACUAUGGGUGUGUUGGAAUAUUGGAACCUCCAAAGGGAAAGUGGUACUGUCCCCAAUGUACUAUGAAGAAGAAAGGACGGAAAUCUCACACAUGACCAUAAUAAUAACUUUCACUGCAUAAUACCUCUUGUGUGUGUAAGUAUCAUCAUGAGCUGUAUGCAGCUUGUUAUACAAGUUGUUCCAUUUCUGGUGUUUCAUAGACAAAAGGCCACUGUACUGUGCAAUAGGUUGGUCAAUUUUAUACUAAUGGCAUCUAUAAAGGUGUGCAAGAUGC